This is a messenger RNA of Leopardus geoffroyi (Geoffroy's cat), 651 nucleotides long. RefSeq names its product proteasome maturation protein (gene POMP). Gene Ontology annotation, cellular component: cytoplasm; nucleus. Bases 33 to 548 code for a protein of 171 amino acids. The record is from RefSeq and is a predicted model, not a curated record. Gene Ontology annotation, biological process: proteasome assembly. Lineage: Eukaryota; Metazoa; Chordata; Mammalia; Carnivora; Felidae. The transcript has 6 exons.
CUUCCUCGCCCGGACGGACGCACUUCCGGCGGAUGUGGGGGGGCAACCCCGGAAACGGAAGUGAGCUGUGGGGCCGGCUGUCGGUAACGGGGCUGAGAGGCUGUUCCCUGAGCAAGUUGAAGAUGAAUGCCAGAGGACUUGGAUCUCAGCUAAAGGACAGUAUUCCAGUUACUGAACUUUCAGCAAGUGGACCUUUUGAAAGUCAUGAUCUUCUUCGAAAAGGCCUUCCUUGUGUGAAAAAUGAACUUUUGCCUAGUCAUCCUCUUGAAUUAUCAGAAAAAAAUUUCCAGCUCAACCAAGAUAAAAUGAAUUUUUCCACACUGAGAAACAUCCAGGGUCUGUUUGCUCCACUCAAAUUACAAAUGGAAUUCAAGGCAGUGCAGCAGGCUCAGCGUCUUCCAUUUCUUCCAAGCUCAAACCUUUCACUGGAUAUUUUGAGGGGUAAUGAUGAGACUAUUGGAUUUGAAGAUAUUCUUAAUGACCCGUCACAAAGUGAACUAAUGGGAGAGCCACACUUGAUGGUGGAAUAUAAACUGGGUUUACUGUAAUCUCUCGUGCUGUUCAUGAAAAUAGAGGGGCUGCAUCUUGUUUAUAGUCCUCUUUUUACUAUAAUUUGAUGUACACAACAUUAAAAGUACUGACAUCUGAGAA